AUGAAUUUGCUGGUGAUUAUUUCCGUCCUAUGCUGCUCCCAGUUCGGGGCGAGCUAUGUGAUCGUGGAUCGUGACCGUGAUUCAUCCAACACCGAUCCACAGCUCAUUGGAUUAGGAUCGUACGCUGAUCAUGGUGUGCCACCAGCACACUCUCCUGCCGGGACCCUUUCGAACGCACCGAUCGAUCCGUACGCGAAGAAGCUGCUGCAACUGUACUAUCUGGUGCAGGUGAUGCGGUCCUACCAUCGCCCGGCCUACCAGGAGCCUACGACCAUCCUGAGCAACCUGAUCGACCGGCUCACGAAGGAAGAUCUGCGCGACGAGCUGGAACGGCUGCUGUCCGGUGUCGACGGGUUCGAGGAGGUGUUUAACAUUGGCGAGUAUGCGGCCCGGGAUCCGAUCAAGGAGCAGCUGGCAAACGAUUUCCGCCUGCUGUUUCCGCUCGUCGUUAAAACGCUGACCGGGUUGCGCGAGACCGGCCACAUGACUAACGACGUGACGGCGAUGGAGGACACGCUGCAGGGUAAGCUGCGGGACGCGUUCAACGAUUUUCGCGGCCUGCUGGUGCGCGUCGUGCAGUCGGAAAGUGAAGUGUUGAACGAGAUUGAAGAGCUGCAGGAGACAACGUACAGCAAGCCGAGCGGUAACGAUGUGAACUGGAAUGUGGACGAGAAGCGAACGGAAGCCGUACCGAGCGCGGUGGAAAUCGUGUACGUGACAGAGCAGCCGGUCGCCUCGGAUAAGGCUGUGGUGAAUGAUUACGAUUUAGAGGUGGAGCCGGCGGUGGCGAGUACGGAACGCGCGAGAGUGGAGCUGAAGACCGAUCCAGCAAUUGAUAUUCGUAUGCAGAAUGGAAACGAUCUUGCAUUUCUACCGGAUGGGGGCUCUGUUAAGUAUGAGCUUAGCUCGGGACCGAAUCUGCUGUCGCAGGAGCCUGAUUCGGACGAGGAUGAGGACGACGAAACGGAGGUGAUCAUACUAACGGAGGACGCCAACAUGCAGCACACCGCGAACGGGAACGAUAAAGGUAGCAGCAGCAGCCCGAUGGCCGUGAUGGUAAAGGACCCGGAAAUGGCCGCCCUGAUACCGCACAUCGUCGAGCAACUGCGCCUGGAGAACGUUACGCCCGAGGAAAGGGAUGCGCUGGCGGAAAUUUUCGACGACCUGUGGCCCUUGAUGGUGGCGGAGGCAGAUCGUUUGCGCACGGAACCGUAGGCCGUACAGCAGUACCGUUUACUGCUGUUUUGCCUCGGUCGGAAUCCUUUUUUCGCUUUGUGUUUUUUCUUCCCGCAAUGGCAUCAAAAGAAGUCGUUUACCUGCCAGCGUAUGCAGCAUUCGUUUCCGUCCGCCAUCGAUCCAGUGCCAGUUGCUGCUGUGAGGUGGAAGAGAAAGGAUCGUUGCAUUGUUUUAAGCUGAAAAGAAAAUGAAAGUACUGCUGGGCGCAUUGUUCUGCACGGUUCUGAUGGUGUUAACCGGAAGCCGGCCAUUGUUUGCACGAAAAUUGUCCCUUGAUUGGGUCCGAACGCCCUGGACGGAUGCUUCCUACCGCGAGCGGCUGCAGAGCUGGGGCCUUUAUCCGAAAGUGUUCCGGUACGGCACAACGAACCAUCAUGCGGCGAUCAUGGAGCGUAAACGUGCGGAGCUAAGCUGGCUGAAGCGAUUGGUGCGUGAGGAUGAGCGAAUGGGAGGCAACGACGUGCAGCAGGCGAGCCUGGUAUCAGACGAAAGCAUGGAGCGCGAUCGUCAGUAUGACAAAUUUAAGGACAAACUCUUGCAGAAGAUGGAACAGGAUGCGCUGGCAGUGUUGUGGCAGUAUCGUUGAGCCGUGCUUCUCGGCUGAUAGACAUUGUACAAAGGAAAUGAAUGGGGAGCUAUGUGUGUAGUUCUAAUUGGAAUGAAUAAUUUAAUUAGUAAAUACGAUGCUUUAAAGGUGUG
This is a messenger RNA of Anopheles merus, 1935 nucleotides long. RefSeq lists its product as uncharacterized. Lineage: Eukaryota; Metazoa; Arthropoda; Insecta; Diptera; Culicidae. The transcript has 4 exons. The record is from RefSeq and is a predicted model, not a curated record. The coding region runs from base 1 to 1215 and encodes 404 amino acids.